AACAUUAUGUGCAUUUAACGAUUAUUUCUUUGCUUGUCUUCAUUUAGAUCUUGCAGCUGCUACUAAACCAAAAUGCCACAGUGGAUGCUUCAGAUAGAAACCAGCUCACACCUUUGCACAGAGCUGCAGAUAGUGGAACAGUUGCUGCUCAAUUAUUGUUGCAGUUUGGUGCUUUCGUUGACAGUAGAGAUCUACUACAAAUGACCCCUCUGCAUCAUGCUGCUUUCCAAGGUCAUGUGACAGUGGCUGGAGCUCUAAUUGAACAUGGCGCUGAUGUCCAUGCCAGAAACUGGAUGGAUAAGACUCCUUUACAUCUGGCUGCAGAGAAAGGCCACUGUCAUAUUGUACGGCUAUUGAUUAGUAAUGGGGCUGAUAUGCUAGCCAAAACCAAGUGGAAUGAAACAACAGCCAAUCUCGCCAUGGAGAGAAAUCACCAAAAGGAGUCAGACAGCUGCUAUGCUGGGAACAGGUGUCGACUUGUGAAAAGCCUCACUUGCACACGGUGCCUUGGGCACAGACUAAGCUGCAAAAGUGAGGCAGGAAAGCACAAUUCGUACACCCUUGGGCCACACCAAAGCUGGGCUUGUUGA
Chiloscyllium plagiosum (whitespotted bambooshark) is the source of this 590-nucleotide messenger RNA. The record is from RefSeq and is a predicted model, not a curated record. Lineage: Eukaryota; Metazoa; Chordata; Chondrichthyes; Orectolobiformes; Hemiscylliidae.